Molecule: messenger RNA, 6073 nt
Organism: Numida meleagris (helmeted guineafowl)
Lineage: Eukaryota; Metazoa; Chordata; Aves; Galliformes; Numididae
Gene: OXCT1
Product: 3-oxoacid CoA-transferase 1
Exons: 17
Coding region: 311-1864 (517 amino acids)
Biological process (GO): ketone body catabolic process
Cellular component (GO): mitochondrion
Molecular function (GO): succinyl-CoA:3-oxo-acid CoA-transferase activity
Source: RefSeq, a predicted model, not a curated record
GCCGGCGCCAGGCGCUGGGCAGCGGCGGCGCGGCUGGAUUGCUCGCCGCGACGGGUCGCCCCUCGCCGGCUCCUUGAGGCCACGGUCCCCCGCCGCGCCACCGCCUCUCCGCCAGCCCCGCCUCAGGGGCAGCCGACGUCAGUGAGCGUCGGAGCCGAGCCCCUCACCCUCCUUCGGCACAUGUGACCCGGCGCCGCCGUCGUCAGCGCGCUCGGACCCCCUCGCCAGCCGCUGGACAGCUGCUGCCGCCUCCUACUCAGCUCUGCCCGUGACCCCUCCGCUCCUUCUCCGAGAGCCGCGCAGCGCGAAGAUGGCGGCGUACAAAUUCCUGCUGCCGCCGCUCGGCCGCCGCAUCCUCCUUCCCGCCGCGCGGGCGUGGAGCGCUGAGGCUUUUGGAUGCUAUUUUUCUACCAGCUGUCAUCGCAACACCAAAUUUUAUACUGAUCCUGUCGAAGCUGUAAAAGAUAUACCCAAUGGGGCAACUAUACUUGUUGGUGGUUUUGGAUUGUGUGGGAUUCCUGAAAAUCUCAUCGGGGGUUUACUGAAGACUGGAGUAAAGGGUAUUACAGCAGUCAGUAACAAUGCAGGCGUUGACAAUUUUGGACUUGGUCUUCUGCUUCAGACUAAGCAGAUAAAACGCAUGGUAUCGUCGUAUGUUGGAGAGAAUGCUGAAUUUGAACGCCAGUAUUUAUCUGGUGAACUUGAAGUUGAGCUUACACCUCAGGGUACACUUGCUGAACGUAUUAGAGCUGGAGGAGCAGGAAUCCCAGCAUUUUACACCAGUACUGGCUAUGGGACACUGGUGCAGGAAGGAGGGGCACCUAUCAAAUACAAUUCAGAUGGCACCAUUGCCAUUGCUAGCCAGCCAAGAGAGGUGCGAGAGUUUGAUGGUCGUCACUUUAUUCUGGAAAAGUCCAUUACAGGAGACUUUGCUCUCGUGAAGGCGUGGAAGGCUGAUCGUGCAGGAAACAUCAUUUUCAGGAAAACUGCAAGAAACUUCAAUCAACCAAUGUGCAAAGCUGCCAAGACAACUGUGGUGGAGGUGGAAGAAAUUGUUGAUAUUGGAGCAUUUGCCCCAGAAGAUAUUCAUGUUCCCAAAAUCUAUGUUGAUCGCCUGAUACAGGGAGAGAAGUUCGAAAAGAGAAUUGAACGCUUAUCAAUCCGAAAGCCUGAAGACUCAAAAGCCAAACAAAAACCAGGAGACAAUGUGAGAGAGAGGAUCAUCAGACGGGCUGCUUUAGAGUUUGAGGAUGGCAUGUAUGCUAAUCUGGGUAUUGGAAUCCCGCUGUUGGCCAGUAACUUCAUCAGUCCAGACAUAACUGUUCACCUACAGAGUGAAAAUGGAGUCCUAGGUUUGGGUCCUUAUCCACUUGAAAGUGAAGUUGAUCCAGACCUGAUUAAUGCAGGUAAAGAGACAGUCACUGUUCUUCCUGGUUCUUCUUAUUUCUCUAGUGAUGAAUCAUUUGCAAUGAUAAGAGGAGGCCAUGUUGAUUUGACAAUGCUUGGAGCUAUGCAGGUGUCUAAGUAUGGUGACCUGGCCAACUGGAUGAUUCCUGGUAAAAUGGUGAAGGGAAUGGGAGGUGCCAUGGACCUGGUAUCCAGUGCCCAGACAAAAGUAGUUGUCACCAUGGAGCACUCAGCCAAGGGCAAUGUCCAUAAAAUCUUGGAAAAGUGCAAUUUACCACUUACUGGGAAGCAAUGUGUAAACCGCAUCAUUACGGAGAAGGCUGUGUUUGAUGUGGACAAGAAAAAGGGGCUCACCCUUGUGGAAAUCUGGGAAGGACUGUCAGUGGAUGAUAUCAAGAAAAGCACUGGCUGUGACUUCACAGUUUCGCCAAAACUGAUACCGAUGAGGCAGAUUUAAACCUGCAACACAGUCUGGGCUUGACUUGCUAGAAGGCUUGUUUCAAAAUGGAAGCUCAGUGAAGAGGAAUCUAUGACUGUUUUGCAGUUCUACUGUUUUUCUUAUUUUAUUUUUUUUUUAAUUUAAGGGCUUUGUAAGUAGUUUCCAGAUGGUUAAGCUCAGGCUGUGACUAUCAGCCUAAAUGGAAUUUUUCUUCCACAGCAUUACCGAUUUUAAUGGAAAUGUGAAUAUAUUCCCAAAAUUUCAAAUAAUGUUAUACUAAAAUGUUAGUGAACAUUGUCAGAAAAAAACGCCUUGUAGUCUCACUGCCAAAUAGUACAUUUUUUUACAGAGAUUCACAAAAUGACUGUGCAAACGUAAAAUUGCCUUUGCUUUUGCUGAUGUCAUUGAACUUACAGGUCACCCUGUUGUUCUGUAACUACAGCACUUACCAUGUUCUUUCUCUUCUAAAGGUGUGGGUUUUCUUCUGGAGUGGUGUAUAGCAAAUGCAUGCAGCUAAAAAGAGACAUCAGUCAUGUGGACUUCUCUUUUCCUAAACCUUUGAAUAAGUCUUUGACAAAACUUUUUAUAUCAAUGGAGACAGUUGGGGCCUUAGCCCUGAAUGUGUCUGCUGUUUCCACUGUGUUUGUCUGUUGCCAGUAAGACACCUACACCUCCCAAACUCCAACUCUGAUCCUUCUGUUUAAAUUGUACAAGCUAGAAUGGGGAUAGUUUGCAGGAGGAGGAUAAAACGUCUCUAUCCCCCUGCAGACAGUUGAUUAGCUGUACAGUUGUUCCAUAUGAACCCACUCUUACUCUGCAGUUAUAAUCCUUCUUCCAGCCUCCAUUCAAAGGCAAAUUAAGACUGUUUCUGGAGUGGGGUUUGUUCUUCCAGUGUUACACAGAGAAACAGGGGACAAGAAUGUUGAGAGAAUUUGGGAGAUUUCUUCAGAAGGGAAUACAACUGAAAGCAAAAACAAUAACUUUGCACCACUUGCUGAUCAGAGCAUCAGCUACAGGGUUUGGAACCCAAGCUCAUGAUAACUAGAAUGCAUACCAUGAGACAAUCAAAAGUGUGUCAUUCUCUCAUAUUGGUUCUGCCAUUUGAUAAAGAUCUUAUUUUCUCUGUUCUUAAUUACAAAACAACUGUUUUUGCAAAUCAGUAACAUAGUUAUGACUGCACUAGAUCUCAUGCCUUAUUACCACAAUGGAUCUUCAUUAUACAGAGUGUGAGUUGACUGCACAUAUACACUUACUAAAAUACAGUGGUAUUUCCAGGUAGAAUGGUUUCUGUCAUUCAUCUAAAUAGAACCACUUAAAGCCCUUCUGUGAAAAUAAUUCCUGACAUAUGUUUUAUGUUGGAACAGGAACAAAUCAAAUGACUAAAAAUAUGUAAAAAGUAUAUGCACAAAGAAAUAUGCCUUUCAUACAUGCAAUAAGCAGUGUUGGGAUAUGAUCAUAGAAUCAUUGAAUGGUUUGGGUCGGAAGGGACCUGUAAGAUGACCUAGUUCCAACCUCCCUGCUGUAGGCAGGGACACCUCCCUCCAGACGAGGUUGCUCACAGCCUCAUCCAGCCUGGCCUGGAAUACCUCCAAGGAGGGGACAUCCAUAACCUUGCUGGGCAGCCUGUUCCAGUGUCUCACCACUCUCACAGUAAAGAAUUUCUUCCUAAUAUCUGGUCUAAAUCUACCCUCCUCUAGUUUAAAAACAUUUCCCCUUGUCCUCUUGCUACUUGCCUUUAUAAAAAGUCCCUCCCCAUCUUUCCUGUAGGCUCCCUUCAGGUGCUGGAAGACCUCCAGGCUGAAGAGCCCCAGCUCUCUCAGGCUGUCCUCAUAGGGGAGGUGCUCUAGCCCUCUGAUCAACUGAUUGUGAUGUAGAAGGUCAUUCUAAUACUGUGUGGACAAACCAUUCAGUGCAUAUGUGGAAAGCAUAUAAUAAAUUUCUAGGGAACCAGAUAUGAAAUACUUGCAAUAUUUAGCUCUAGUACUAGCCUUUGGUCUGUAUUAGUAACCUUGUAUUGGAAAAAUGUAGUGCACUUCUCCCUUCUAAAGUGAGAAAUACUACCUUUCCAUAGGACAGUUAUAAAAUUAGACUUGACCCAUACAUGGGUUUUAUAGCAGUUAAACUGUUUUGAUUAGAGAUUACUUUUGUUUAGUUGUAUUUACCCUAAGCAGUUCUUUGAUAAUCUCUCAUUAAUACCAGAGUAUGUUCUUGUUCUUCACACAAAGGAAUAAACAAAAUACCUUUGUUAGCACCUUUAUGCUAAUACAAAAAUAGUCCUGUAAUAACUAAGUUGUAUGAUUUGAUGUAAUGUGUACCGGUGGGUGGCAGGCCACUGAAUAGCUUGAAUGUGUAGGCAAGACCAUAAUGCUGAGUCCGUGAGAAGAAAUGUCUCAUACAAAGACUAGACAUGUUCUAAUGUUCCACAGUUUACAAGUGAUUUCUUUAAUAGCUAAUUUGUAUGCAAGACAUGAAACUGCAUUAAUCAAAGUGUUCCAGAAAACCUUAAUCCAGGAUUAGUAUGCAUUUUUACAUAGCUUUAGUUUUCAUAUUUUCUCUGUUUACUCUCUGUGUUAUUCUCUCAUCUCAAUCAAGUAAUUUUCUUAAAGUUUGGCCAUUUCUACUUCUGUGGAACAAUCUAAGUUGCACACUGAAUUUUUGCUCACAGUGGUUUUGCAGGCUAAGUCUCUGUGUAACAAAAGGUGACUUUCAGCUCUAUUAAAAGAUUUUGGUUUCAGAUAGAGCAGCAGAGAGACCUCUGCCACACUCCAGAAAGACGUGUCAGUGACAGCUCUGACCCUUGUGGUGCAGCACACAGCAAAAGGUGUCUCGCCUUGCCUUCAGGCCCAAGGAUUGUGUGGAUAUGAUGUCUGAAGGUUGCUUUUUCAUUGUCAUUCAAAGCUUUCAUUGGGAGCACCCUGAACGGAUGCUGUUUUUGAAGGGUAUGUAAGAACUGUGUACAGGAGGGGAGGGUUAAUAGUAGUUUACCCAGAAAAAGAAGUAUUUAAAUAGCGGGAGGAGUGUUAAAUCCAGAAAUUGAAUGUUGAUCUGUUGCAGUUAUCUGUGUUACAGUAGUCAUUGAACUGAUUAGGUAAUUACAGCAUACAAUUAUUGGAAUAUAUAGUGUAUGGGAGAAGUGUCUGAGGGCAGCAUCAAGUUUAUGCUGCUUCCUCUGCAGAACUAUGCUUUGCUGGCAUACGCACAGAAGCCAUUAUUGUCUUUAAUAUGUGGCUUAUAAAAAGACUAAUGAUUGAUAAUGUCUGGGAGUUCAGGACUUCGGUUUCUGGCUCAAAGAAUUGUGAGCCAACAACUGCACUUCAGCUUUUCCAGUUCUCCACGUAUUGCCUUGAGAAUUGUCAUGUGUGCUCUCUGCCUUGUUUCCUCGAAAAGGGGAUGCUUUUCUUCCUCCCUUACAGGGAUGUUGUGAGGAAUAACUAGCUAAGAUCUGUGAAACAGGUUAUGUUUUCAGCUUGGAGGUUACCCUGGAUGAACAGUGUGGAAGAGUGAUUGAAGACUUUUUUACUUGAUGAAUAUUUGAUUUCUGUCUCUUAUUUGUAUCGAUGUAAUGCAAAAGAGCAAAGAUCAAUAUGGUGCUGAAGGCUGGGGAAUCGAGGAGAACAGGCGUUCUCAGUAUACACCAGAGGUGCAAAUAUCUGUAUGUCACAUGUGAAAUUUAUAUCUUGAGGUCAUUGUAUUGUGGUGGAAUACUGGUAUUAUGAAAAUGUCUUGCAUUUGCACAAGCUAAUUUCAACAAGCUGUGACUCCACUUUUUUUUCGCUGUGAUCUGUAAAGCUGGAUUAGAAAUUAAAAUGCUGUUAAGUGAUUUAAUUUUCUGUGGAUCCAAGUGUGGCUCAUAGCUAUACUCUUGAGCAGUAGUUGUGAUGAUCGGUAUUAGACAGAUGGCAAAUUCUCAUUCCACUUUCUCUUCCAUGGCUGUAAGAAAGCUGGUAUGCAUGAAUGUUUACUGAGGCAUCACUGAGGUUAUCAAUGCUUCACAGCAUUCGCAAGACAAGGACAGAUGAUGUUUUUUGUUCUGAAGAAGAUGGUGAUUCUACUGUUACCUAUGUUAGACUUACUUUAUUUCGUAUUUUAUUGGCUUUUAUCCCUGAAAAAGCAAAAAAUGAAUGAUGUAAAAUGUAGUUUUACUGUAAGCUCUGCAAACUAUACAUCAAAGUCCUUCUAUGUAUUUGCAAAACAAUCAAUAAAAUAAAGAUUAAAAAUCCCAGGUUA